UUGUAAACAAGCAACAAGCAACCACUACCGCCGCAACACACCGCACCGCACUCGACUCGACAAUCCCACCUUGUCUCGUCUUGAUCGGCCGCUUCGGAAACUAUUUCAAAUCGGGUCCAAGCGCAAGCAAAUGCCUUGCUAAUUGGUUGAGACGAUUCGUCUGCCAUCGUUGCAACGGAGGUGAUGUCACGUUCGUUUCUUUCGUGCCAAAGCCGAUGUUGCGCUGCAAACUGAGGCUCCGUUCGGGAUACCGUCAUGGCGUCUGAGGAGUUUGAGUGCACACAGGUCUUACACACCUCAUUUGACACAUCGUGCGAGGAUCUCUCCGCAACCAAAGUUCAGGUUGCUACACUAAAAAUAAAUGAAGCUGAAUACUCAAUUUUUAACGGUGACACGAAAAUAGGCAGAGACCCAAAACAGUGUUUAGUAGCUAUCGACAGAAAGAGUGUUUCUUCGCACCAUGCACUGAUUGAGGUUGAAUCGGGCCAUCAUAUUAUUUGUGAUUUGGGGAGCAGCAAUUCCACCCGUCUUAAUGGAAUGCUUCUCAAACCUAAUGUGAGGUAUAACUUACCAGAUGGUGCUAUUGUCCAAGUGGCUGACUUGCGUGGCACAUACCAUAUUUUACCUCUCAAGAAACCUGAAAUGGAAACAUCUGUUCAAGAUAUAUUUGAUUCACCUUGCAACAAGAUUAAUACUCCUAAGCGUUUCAGUUUGAAUGACUCUGAUGAUAUUAUAGAAAGUACUCCAAUGAGGAAAGUGUUCAAAAAGCCAUUCCCUAAAAUACAACCAUCCACUUUGAAUGAAUCAGUCCAUCUGCAAGACACCAUCUAUGGAAACCAAAAUGAUAUGCUCUAUGAAGCAGAAACACAAAUUGGAUCCGAUCUGGAAAAUGGAAGCAGGAACUCGUCAUCAAUAUUGUCUGAAACUUUAGAUGACAGUGUUGCAGUAAGGGAUGCUCCUUCUUUCUUUGUUCCUUGCACUCAAGAUAUGCUCUCUGAAUCAAGCUUAAAUCUGCAUUAUGAUACUGACAAAAGUGUAGAUGCUUCAACAUCAGAAACCAAAGAAGGUACUGUGCCAACAGAUUCUGCAAAACGAGAAGAAUCCAGUGAGCAAGGCGAAGUGGACCUGUUUCUUAAUGCUGAAGAGCAGACUGUCUCUGAUCCCAGUGGUUCCAAUAAUUGUCAAUCUGAAUACGACAUGGAUUGUGAGGAUCUAGUUAAACAUGUGGAGAAAAUUGAAAGGAGUCUCAGCUCAGAAAGCAUGAAUGCUUCCAGAUGUCAAGAAACUAUGGAUCAUCUUUCUCCAAAUAAACAACCUGCAGCUGAUAGACAUACUGAAAUGCAAAAUUCUUGUUCUGCACAUGAUUCUUCAACGCGUUUGACAGAUGCCAAUGGAAGUGAUGAAAUCAAAUCAUGUGCUGAGGGAGUAGAGAAUCCCAACAAUAUCCAUGAUGAAACAGAUGAGGAAGGACUUGUCAGGGAUAGUUCCAAUGCGAAUAUUCAUGAUGCUAAAACACAAUGUUUACCAGGAGGUGUUGACUCGGAACCAGAAACAGGUAGUGUGAACAUGCAUGCCAGUGAUGGUACCCUCAAUAUUCAUGAUGCAAAGACUCAAAUAGUAAGUGCUAAUGAUACAGACUCCGAAACUGAUGAGGAGGGAGUGUAUGGAGCUUGCACUGAAAUGCCGCAUCAUCCAGGUUCAUCUGUUGCUUCCAAAGGUGAGAAGAAAGAUUCUGAUGAUAUUCAUGAUGCAAAGACUCAAUUUGUGUCCGCUGAACAUUCGGACUCAGAAACCGAUGAAGAGGGAGUGUAUGGUGCUAGUACUGAGAGGGCACCUUUAUAUAAUACCUCUGAGAAAAACAUUUUCAAGAAGAAAAAUGCUGAAGAUAUUCACGAUGCCAAAACUCAAAUUGUGCCUGUGAACAAUUCUGACUCAGAAACUGAUGAGGAAGGAGUGUAUGGUGCUUGCACUGAAAAACCACAAAUUUUGGCUUCAGGUGAUACUUCUGAAGAUACCGCCGCAGAAAAAAGCAAAAUGGAAGAAGUUCAUAAUGCAGAAACACAAUAUGUUGUUGCAAAUUGUUCAGCUUCAGAUACGGAUCAUGGUGAUAUUUACAGGGCUGGCACAGAAAAGCCUGAGAGCCUUCAUAACAUUCAUGAUGCCAAAACUCAACUCUUCACCAUUGAAAGUGCCUCAAACUCCCAGCUAGAUUCUGAAAGCAUUUUGGAUAUGAACACCAAUGAAGGAGAAGAAGCCGAUAUUCAUGAUGCAAAGACACAAAUGGUGUCCAAAAUUUCUGACUCAGAAACGGAUGACGAGAGAGUAUAUGGUGCUUCCACUGAAAGACCAGGCAAUGUGGCUGUGGGCUCUGCUUCUGAAGAGGACAUUUCUGCCCACAAAGAAUCACGGGAUAUUCAUGAUGCCAAGACUCAAAUGGUUUGUGCAAAGGAUUCUGACUCAGAAACAGAUGAGGAGGGAGUUUAUGGUGCUUGCACUGAGAAACCAGGCAAUUUAGCUACAACAUUUGCUGUGGAAAAGGGUGGUUCUGAAGGCAAAGAAUCAGAAGAUAUUCAUGAUGCCAAGACUCAAAUGGUUUGUGCAAAGGAUUCUGACUCAGAAACAGAUGAGGAGGGAGUUUAUGGCGCUUGCACUGAGAAACCAGGUAAUUUAGCUACAACAUUUGCUGUGGAAAAGGGUGGUUCUGAAAGCAAGGAAUCAGAAGAUAUUCAUGAUGCAAAGACUCAAAUGGUGCUUGCUAAUGAUUCUGACUCAGGAACUGAUGACAAUCAUGUGUAUGGUGCUUGUACUGAAAAGGCAGAACACAUUGAUAACAUUCAUAAUGCUCAAACGCAACUUCUCACCCUUAAUAGAGCCACAUCACAUAUUGUCAAAAGCAAACCUGGCAGUAUUGGCACUAAGAAUACUAAUGGUGUUGAAGUAGAAGAAGACAAUGGUAUUCAUGAUGCGAAGACUCAGAUGUUAAUCAGCAGUUCGCAUUUAAAAAUUGAUGAUUUAGGUCCAGGUGAAAAUUUUGAAGAAGCUGAUUCAGAGAAGAAAGAUUCAGACAAUAUUCAUGAUGCCAAAACUCAAAUUGUACAUGCUAAUGGCUCAGACUCAGAAACAGAUGAGGAGGGAAUGUACGGUGCCUGCACUGAAAGACUUACUUCAGCAAAAGCUUCUGAAGAUAUUCAUGAAGCAAAGACGCAAGUAGUAUCUGUCAACGAUUCUGAUUCAGAAACUGAUGAGGAGGGAGUUUAUGGAGCUUGCACUGAGCAACACCUUGAUGUUGCUUUAACCAAUGCUUCUGAUGCAUCUGUCGCCGAGAAAAAAGGAUCAGAAGAUAUUCAUGGUGCAAAGACUCAAAUCAUUUCGGCAAAUGAGUCAGGUUCAGAAACGGAUGAAGAGGGAGUCUAUGGAGCUUGUACUGAGAGGAUUCCUGAGAUGACUGUGGACAGUGUAUCUAGUGCAAGCAAAACACCAAUUAUGUCUAAUAACACUCGUUCAAAAACCUUUGACAGCAAAGAAGAAGCCAACAAUAUUCACAUUGCCAGUACUGAGAUGGCUCAAUUCACUGUUGAUAAAACUGGUACUGCUGGCAACCAGACAUCUGAUAGUGCAUUUUAUGAUGCAGAGACUCAAAUAUUACCAGAGCUUCUCUCAAAAUCUGAAAAUGUACAUCAUCAAAAUGUUGCAAAACAAUCUAUUGCUCUAAAGGCAAGUCCAAAAAAGAGACUCUCACUCUCUUAUAGGAAGAAAAUGGGAGGUGCAAAUGAUGACUCCAAGAGAAGAAGUGUCAGCCCUUCCAAAGGUACUGAUCAAACUAAUGAAGAUAAUAUUUCUACUGCAGCAACACAGUUGUUACCAAAUAUUGAAGAUGAUAUUUCUACUGCAGCAACACAGCUGUUACCAAAAGUUGAAGAUGAUAUUUCUUCUGCAGCAACACAGAUGUUACCAAAAGUUGAAGAUGACAUAUGCUCUGCAGCGACACAGAAAUGUGAAAGCCCUAGAUUUAGCAGAAGAUUAAAGGGCAUAACCGCUAAUGAGACUGCUCACUCUUUCGACUCGCCAAAAACUCCCAGUCUCCGUCAAAUUCGAAACACUGACACCUCCACUCCAUUUUGGAGUGCCAAAUCGAAAUUGAGUAAGGAUGAUAGCAAAAGCUCUGAAGAAGACAUGUGUUUUGCUGCUACUCAGAUUUUGCCAGACCCUGGCUCAAGCAGAAUUGGUGUUUCACCAAGUCCCAUUCCAACAAGAAACAGCCCAGGAAAAAGUUUAAAUCUAAGUCAUGAUAUAUUCAAUGAUUCAACUCGAAUUUGGCCAAGCCCUGGGUCAAGCCGAAAAACUAGGAGUCAAAAUAGCCAAGAUAACGUCAAUCCUUGUGAUUCCUCAGAAGAGAAACCUAGCCAGACAAGAUCUUCAAGUGAAAAUGUAAAUCAUAACAGCCCUGGGCCGAGCUACAGAAGAAGCAGUCAAAAUUUACUUAAAGAAACUGAUAACAUUUCUGAACCUUCGAGUGUUGCUACAAGAAGAACUCCAGGCCUUCUUCCAACUCCAGAAUUGGCUGGUCCUGGUCCACGCUCAAGCAGGAGAACAAGUGAUCAAAGUCCAUGUAAAGAAAAUAGCUUUUCUGCCUCAGGUGCACUGGAAGUUUCUUGCACAACUCCAAGCAUGGGAGACAGCAGUAAAAGUCCCUCAAAAGAGAGCACUGUGCCAGUCAAACCAUCACCUAAGUCGGCUGAAAUGAGACCAGCUCUUGGAUCAACGGAAUUGAGCAAAGUUGAUCCCAUAUCCCCCAAACCUUCUUCCUCUCGCAGAAGUGUUUCUUUUGCUGAGAACAUUCAGGUUUUGUCCAAUCCUGGAAGUACUACCCAAGUUGCAGGAAUUGAAAAGCUCUCUAAAUCAACGGCUCAAACUCGAAGCAAAAGGAGCCCCAAGAAACGUCCUAGUCUUGAGAAACAAGGUAAUAAAAAGAAACGACACUUAGGGUCUUCUGUAUUGGAAGUUGACAUUGAAGAAUCAAGUAGUGAUUCAAAUAAGUCUCAAGAUUGUUUGAUUGAUGAGGGUAGUCCUCUGCCCGCUCAACAAAAUGAAGACAAUGCUAUUAGUGAUGCAGAAGAACCUGUGCAGGCAAGAACUUCAACCUCUGCUCAAUCACCCAUGAAAAAUGUAAAUCAACAACAAACUUCUUUGUUCGAACAUGAAUCCACUAGUCCCAUAGUAUCACGCAGUAAAGGCAGGAGAACAUUAUCCUUGUCUAGGUCCAAAUUUAGCCCUCAAGGUUUCAUGUCUCCAGAGGGACUAGCUGGAAAAAUGUCUUCUGAUGAUUCUUCACCAAAAUUGGAAGGAGUAAUGGCUUCACCUACAGAGCCAAAUGAUGAGAAGCCCAACGAGAUCAUAGGAAAUGUGACCUCUGCACCGAAUUCCCAGCCUUCCAAGCAAGAGGCUGCUGCAAAAGUGGCGAGAAUAAUACCUUCCUCCAAACAGCCAAAGAAUGAGGAGCCAAAUGAGAUUAAAAAUGUUACGACUGUCACAAGAAAUUCCCAACCUUCUGAGGAUGAGGCUGCCACAAAGGGUUCAAAACCACCAAAGUCAUUAGAAGGUUCCACACUUGAAAAGAAAGAUGGGCCUAUCAGGGAACCUAAAAGUAAAGGUGCUUCCACAAAAGGAAAAAGUAAGAAAACCACAAAUUCCCAGUCUAAUGUUUCAGCAGAAGCUCAUGAAAGUGCACAGCCUCAAGUAGAAGAGACCUCAGAAAAAUCAAAUUCAAAAAUUGGGUUGUCUGGCCAAUCAAGAUUAAGCAGAUCAACACAACAAGCAUCCCAGGACAUUUCUUCAGAGGCCUCUGUAGUCAGCAAAAUAUCUAUUCGGACUAAGAAUCAACCCUCUAAGAAGCCUAUUAAAAAAUCAGGAACCGUAACUGAAGCUGAAAGUUCAACCACUCUAGAGCCUUCUGACAAUAAGUUGGCCAACACUUCGAAAGAAACUAAGUGCAACUCUCAAAAGGUUGCAGAUUCUAAGUCUGGAGAUUCUGAUUCAACCUCUCUUGCUAAGGACAGUGCUUCAGUGAAUGAAUCAACGCCUGCCAAGUCAUCUCGGCGUUCUUCACUUAAAAAACAGGAUGGCGUUACUAAAGAAUCAAAACCUAAACCUGGACCAGCAAAAAAGAUUAAAGCCAGUAAAAAUAAAGACAGCCAAAGUCAAGAUAAUUUGGUAUCAGAUGGAGAAGGACGAAGAACCACUCGAGCAAGAAGGCAACCAGACAAAGACAUCAAAGGUACUGAACUAAAUAUUAAUGAGCAGAUAAACUUAAAGAAAAUUUCAGAAUCUUCUAAUAGUCUUGAAUCCAUUCCUGAAGAUGUGAGUGCUCCCCAGAGUCAAGGCGGAAGACCCACUCGUGCCAAGAGACAGCUUGUCACAGUACCUGAAGACCACACAUCAGCUGCUGGGAGUGCUUCUCAGACGAGCAACUCAUCUGCUGCUGGUGAUCGUAGGUCAAGCCGCCUCAGGAAACAAACUGUAGCUUUAAAAGACUAUGACUGCUCUGGUGAGAGUCAAAGCCAAGAAUCAAGUUCCACUGAUCAAGUCAGUGCUGCAAGCAGCAGUGAUCACCCCAAAGGAAGGAAAUCUAGCCGUAACACAAAACAGAAAAAUGAUGCAAAAUCAGGCCCGCAAGUGAAGGGUGUUAAACGCAUUUCGUCAGAUGUAGCUGAUCAAGACACUAUGCCUUCCAAACAGCCUCGGACAAAAAGUGAUUUGUCUUUGACCUUGGAAACUAGUGUCCAAACUACCAAUGUACUGGACAUAAGUGCUGGGCCAUCAUCACUUAAGAGAGAAAAUACAUUAAAUGAUUCAGUAGAUUCAGAACCUGAAAGCAAACGCCGCAGAGGCAGACUUGACAGUGUUGCUUCAAUAAACUCAAGUCCUCGAAGGAGCCCUCGGCAGAGCUUCAGAGGAGCUGCAUCUACGUCUACCAUUCGCAUUUUGUUUUCUUUUUACAAUAAUCCAAGGCAGGAAUCUUUUAUGAAGCAGCUUGGUGCUUCUAUUGUCAACGAUGUUGACUCUGCCGAUGUUCUGGUUACUGAUAAAUUAAGGAGAACUGUUAAACUUUUAAGUAUAGUUGGAAAAGGUCUUCCAGUUGUAAGUCCUAGUUGGCUUCUUCAAUGCAAGCGUGCUGGGCGAUUACUGGAUCCAUGGGAGCAUUUGCUAUCAGAUCUCGAGUCUGAAGCAAAAUUUAAUAUGAAGCUUGAAGAAUCUCUAAAAAAAGCAGCUGGUCAACCUAUCCUUCAGGAUCAGCAUAUUUUUGUUACAGAAAGUGUAAAGCCAGAACCUGAAGAAAUGAAAGCCAUUAUUCUGAGCUGUGGUGGCCACUGCCUCCCUCGUGUGCCAAGCGUUUGGCCCAACAAUAGUAUUAUCAUUUCCUGUGAGGAGGAUAAAAACGUCUGGAGUAACUUAAAGGGAAAGGUCUCUAUCGUAUCGGCCGAAUGGCUGCUCUCAGGCGUUUUGAGACAGCAACUUGAGAGUAAGAAGUUCCUCCUGAAGAGAAUUUAGCAAGAUGUUAAUAUUGUUAUUGUCCCUUUUAAUUCAGCCAAAGUCAUUCUUUAAAAAAAAUAUUUUUUUUUUUUAUACUUUAUGUUUCUAUUGUAUCAUGAAACAUUCUCUUCUAGAGAUACUAUGGCAAUAAAAUUUUGUUCUGCUGAAGCUGAA
Messenger RNA from Thrips palmi, 7704 nucleotides. Its product is annotated as mediator of DNA damage checkpoint protein 1-like. The coding region runs from base 256 to 7548 and encodes 2430 amino acids. The record is from RefSeq and is a predicted model, not a curated record. The transcript has 12 exons. Gene Ontology annotation, molecular function: protein binding. Lineage: Eukaryota; Metazoa; Arthropoda; Insecta; Thysanoptera; Thripidae.